CUCAGGACGCCAUUGACCAGCUUGGCCAUGAGGACAAGUUGCUCUCCAUCUACUUGUCCACCAUGCCUGCCAGGUACCUCUCGAGGCAGCCCCAGUGCCUGGUCUAUGUGAAUCGCUGCCAAGGGACCUGGUGCCAGGGCACCAGGGAGCUGCGGCUGGUUGACGGAGGCAGCCGCUGUGCAGGACGAGUGGAGGUGAAGCAUGAGGGCCAGUGGGGCAGUGUGUGCAGCUACGACUUCGCCUGGGAUGUCCAUGCAGCCUCUGUGGUCUGCAGACAGCUGGGAUGUGGCACUGUGGCCAGGACCUCCCCACACACCCCUUUUGGCCCCGGGGCCGGACGGAUCUGGCUGCACCCCAUCUUGUGCCGUGGCACCGAGACAGCACUCCACGACUGCCCGCACUUCGGCUGGGGUCAGCACUUCUGUGAUCACAAAACGGAUGUUGGGGUGACAUGUUCAGAUGCUGUGGAGAUAAGGCUGGUGAAUGGAAGUGGUCCUUGCGCAGGCAGAGUGGAGGUGAAGCUGCGAGGCCAGUGGGGGACAGUAGCGGACAACGAAUGGGACAUGGAGGACGCUGAGGUGGUGUGUCAACAGCUGGGCUGUGGCUCUGCCAAAAGUGCCCACGGAUCAACUCAUUUUGGGAAAGGAUCUGGACCCAUUCAUCUGGCUUUGGUUGACUGUCAUGGGAAUGAGUCUGCCCUGUGGGAAUGCACUGUUGUGGGAUGGGGGCCAUAUAGUGGCCACCAUGACUGGGAUGUUGGUGUGAUCUGCCAAGGAUUUGUGCAACUGGUUGGUGGGGACGGCACGUGCUCGGGCCGUGUGGAGGUCAGGCAGGGCCGAGAAUGGGCCACCCUCUGCAAGGUCCACAUGGAUCUCAGUGCUGCCAACAUCAUCU
This is a messenger RNA of Tinamus guttatus (white-throated tinamou), 894 nucleotides long. The record is from RefSeq and is a predicted model, not a curated record. NCBI's taxonomy places the organism in Eukaryota, Metazoa, Chordata, Aves, Tinamiformes, Tinamidae.